This is a messenger RNA of Homarus americanus (American lobster), 3078 nucleotides long. RefSeq lists its product as uncharacterized. The transcript is spliced from 5 exons. NCBI's taxonomy places the organism in Eukaryota, Metazoa, Arthropoda, Malacostraca, Decapoda, Nephropidae. Bases 202 to 2358 code for a protein of 718 amino acids. The record is from RefSeq and is a predicted model, not a curated record.
CUGCUGGGUAGUGGUUCACGCCUCACCAAACACUGGUCCUUAUGUGUACAACAGUCAUCAGGUGCCGCGAGAUGUCUUUCUGGAUGUGCUACAGGGCGUCCGCUGCUUCUCACAGAUGUAUUGAUUUCAUAAUGGAAUGUCCUGGUUCUCGAGAUAGCGGUGUAGUGUGAGCAAACAGUUGAGUAAAAGUGUUAAGGCAGGAUGAAGGAACGCGGUCGUCUGUCGUGGGUGAUGGUGUUGGUGGCGUGUGUCCCAGUGAUGACAGAGGUGAUCACGGAGAACACGUCUGACCCCUUACCUAGCUUGUUCAUCAGGCAGGAGGCCACCCUCAGGAAACUAGACGUGCUUAUCGUCAAGGUCAGCAAAGUGGACGAGCUUGAGUUGAAGCUCGACCUACUGACGAACCUCCUCAAAGGCCAGGAGGAAAAGAACUCACAGCUGGAGGCCAAACUGAGGUCGAUAGAAACCAAACAGGAGGCACUGCUAGAGGCCACGGAAGACAUGCUUGGUGGAGUGUAUGAUAUAGUGGAUCUGAAGGGACGUGAAAUAAAGGCAAAGAUUGAUAACAGGAUAAAAGAAGUGGAGCAUAGCUUGGAAGUGAAGCUGGGAGCCGCGAACACCUCCAUACAGUCGGUGUCAGAGAACAUCAAGUCCCUGAACCUGAGUGUACACAUGAUCGGGGCGAGUGUGGAGGAGCGUUUAGAUGAUGUCUCCAGUGACCGUCCGGGUGACUGUGGGACUCUGACGACCAACACAACCGAGGCGACGAAGCAGAUGAUGCACGACUACGCCCUCAACCUCACCCUCGUUACUGAAGUCGUCCUUAACGACAUGAAAAGCUAUUUUGAGAGCGUCGUGGAGGAGGUGGUGGCCAAUAGUAGCCAGCCUGAGUGCGACUCUCAAGUGGUUCUCGACUGCCAGAGGUCGCUCUCACGCCUGGAGGAGCUGGUGGCCCCCAGCACUAAUGCCACCAAGCACCUCAUCGCCGCCGUCUUUAACCGCAUCCGAGUGUCUAACUUGGCUAUGGACAAGCGCCUGGGGGCUCUUCUGCACACCUCCUCCAUACGUCAGCGCGUCCUACAAGACAGACUCCUGGCAGCCAUCACCUCCGUCGACACCUUGGUCAGGACGCAGACACAAGACGUCUACAGGAAAGUAGAAUCUCGCCUCGGGGGUCUAGAAGACUCCUUGGCUGCCUCUGCCAAGCGCCAUGCCAAGGAACUAGCCAUGCUGGUCCUCGAGGCAGCUAACUACACCUUGAAUGACAUGUCGUCCUCCACCGCCGCCCAGAUCGACCUGCUCCUCCACGCCCAGGCCAACAACACCGCCGUCCUCAACAAUGGCCUCGACCACCUACAGGAGCUUCACAACCUCACCCAGACGAGACUGUCCGCCGCAGACCUCUGUGUUGUGUCGGCUCACAAGGCUACCCAGAACGGCACCACCAUCCUGUACACUGAUCCAUCCUUCACUCUCCUCAACGAAACGAUAGCCACCAUGGCAGACCAAGUGAUUGACCACAUGACACACAUCUCAGAUCAGGUGGCAGGCCUCAGGAUUUACUACUCUACCAGCCUCCACAUGCACACCCAGCAGAUAUCGUCAGAGGUUGAAGCAGUACAGUCUGGGGUGCGGCGGGCGGUACAGGACACGUUGAACAAGUCGACCCGCACCCUGGAGAAACUAAGACGUUCAUCCCUUGGUUACCUGGACGCAGCAGUCACCAGUGUGUCCUCUGCCGCUGUCGCUUCCGCCCAGUCCACCGCCGACCAGCUCACUGAGGCGCUCCAGGAUGUAACAGACCAACUCCAGCAACGACUGUCCAAGCUGGAGGGAGCCGUGAAGCUGGUGGGGUCUGGCUGUCCUGCCCGGUACACACUGCUGGGUGGCACCUGCCUCCUCCCCCUGCACGACGUCUCUGCCUCCUGGGAAGAGUCACGAGACCUGUGUAGGGACGCUGGCGGUCACCUCGCUACCAUACCUAAUAACAAGAUCCUCAGCCACCUCCAGGCCCAGAGCGCCGCACCCCUGCCCUCAUACUGGCUGGGCGGACGGAAGGUGGCUGGCGCGUGGGAGUGGAUUACUGGAACCCCGGUGGAGGUGCAGUUGAGCGAGUAUAAUCGUGUAGAAGUUGAGGACGAGGAAAGUGACUUGACAUCUCCACAGUGUUUGAUGUCACAGGGCGCCGGGUUGGCGAUGGUGGCAGCGCCCUGCGACACUCCCCUACAUGCCCUCUGUGAAUAUCGUCACGCCCUCUAUCACUCUUACGUGUCUAACGACUCUAAAGGCACUUUACUGGAUCUUGACAUUCAUCCUCUAAGCAUAAACGAGGAGCAACCAUAUGAGGAGUACCGGUAAAUUCACAUGAAUAAAUGAGCCUAGUUACCCAUCCAGUACAGUACAUUCAACUCCACAACACUAGUUUCCGUGAAGAGGUGAGGUCAUUAGUCACUGUUAGAGCCAAAUACAUCAAGCAUUAGCUUAAAUUCACCAAAAGAAAAGACGAUAACACCGUGUAAAUCUCUGCAAUAUGAACGGUUCAAAUUGAAAGACACAAACAAGACACCACGGCUCUCUUUACCUGCCCUGCCCCCCCCCACACACACACUGCCCCGACCUCCCUCACCAUGACAUAUCCUGAAACAUUCCCCCCCCCCUUCCUUCACCCGUCUCCAGCAGCCACCAUCACAUAGCCGUCCCUCCAUCACCAAUACAGUAUUUCCCUCCUCCCACAGACAAACCCGACACUACAUAGUUAGGAACCUACCACACUUUCUGCAGCUGUACACUUAUGCUUGUAGUUUACUAACACAAUCAAUGGCCCCCUUAGGCAUAACUCAAUAAGCUUCCCCAAUGGUCGCUGUAAUACUUUAGUGCUUCACAAAGCACAGAAUACAAGAGGAUACCCAAUAAACUAGCCCCAGCCCCAUGCCUGUCUGUAAGGAGGAAAAUCUGACCCAAAAAUUCAUAAGAACAUGAGGAGUCUGCAAUAGGCCGGUUGGCCUGUGCAUGGCAGCUCCUGUCGAGAGUUAUUACCACUCUCUAUCAUCUAUGAAUCUAUCCAGCCUCCUUUUGAAA